Molecule: messenger RNA, 1118 nt
Organism: Microstroma glucosiphilum
Lineage: Eukaryota; Fungi; Basidiomycota; Exobasidiomycetes; Microstromatales; Microstromataceae
Product: Gar1-domain-containing protein
Exons: 2
Coding region: 163-861 (232 amino acids)
Biological process (GO): snoRNA guided rRNA pseudouridine synthesis; ribosome biogenesis
Cellular component (GO): box H/ACA snoRNP complex
Molecular function (GO): box H/ACA snoRNA binding
Source: RefSeq, a predicted model, not a curated record
CUCGAUUCUGCAUCGGUACAUCUCGUACAUCUCGCCGCUGCUGCGCUCACAUCCUGCAAAACGCUAGCCUUCCUCAAACGGACCUCGCUCUAGGACUUCUGCUGGAGCUUCCUGAUCUCAGGCAACUCCAAUCCUCCUCGACCUCUUUCCAGAUCUCUUUACAUGUCCUUCCGAGGAGGCAGCAGUAGGGGCGGCCCCGGAGGCGGCCGAGGUGCUCCCAGGGGCGGCAGCUCCUUCGGUGGAGGAGGUAGAGGUGCUCCAAGAGGCGGCAGGGGAGGUUUCAGUUCAGGGGGCAGGGGCGGUGGCAGGGGAGGAUACGGUGCUCCUUCAGGCCCGCCCGAGCGGGUGCAGGAGAUGGGAAGCUUCAUCCAUGCCGUAGAGGGAGAAAUGCUCUGCUCGUCCACAGACGCAAAACACGUGCCGUACUUCAAUGCGCCAAUCUACCUCCACAAUAAGUCGCAAAUCGGCAAGGUCGAUGAGAUCCUCGGCCCGAUCAACGAGGUGCACUUCACCGUUAAGAUGGACUCGGGCCUCGUUGCCAGCAGCUUCAAGGCCGAUGACAAGGUGUACAUUGCUGGAGACAAGCUGCUUCCCAUUGAGAGGUUCUUGCCAAAGCCAAAGGUGGUGCAGAAGGGACCCAAGAAGAAGGCUGGAGCUGGUGGAAGAGGUGGUGCUCGAGGAGGCUUCGGAGGCGGACGUGGUGGAGCUAGGGGUGGUUUCGGUGCUCGUGGAGGCGGAAGGGGCGGUGGGCGUGGAGCUCCCAGAGGAGGUGGUGGAUUCUCGUCAAGAGGUGGUGGAUUUGGCGGCUCGCGCGGAGCACCGAGGGGUCGAGGAGCACCCCGUGGUCGGGGAGGCUACUAAAUAUCGAGCAGCUUUGCCGAUGCUUUUCCCUUUUCUCCCUGCUUGCCUCUCGAGGUGCUCAACCCAACCAGCUCUGCCUAUCCAUUCCGUCCAUUGUACUCUAGCCUCCUUUUCUCCAUUCCUCAGCAGCAACUGGCAAUCGAUCACAGACUUUUCGGAAGAUGUUAUUGCAACAAGCGCGUUGCAUCAAUCUGCCUUCUUUGUCUUCGCGCUCCGACGACCUCAGCCAUCCUUCUUUGUCCUCCCCUUCUUCCCGG